AUGACACGAUGAGAUCUAGCGGAGGUACGGGGCAAUGUGUAUGUGUAACAGGACAAGGCGCACGCAAAUAAAUAGUCACUUAACUGAACGGAAAAUGCGGCGUUACUGGAGAACAGUGGCUGGAUACAGUCUGGCUUAUAGGCUAGACUGACAUACCUUUCCAAAAACGAGAUAUUUUUGGAUAACUGAUGAAUAUUCGCGUUGCAGUGUGGGCAAAGCAAAGUUAGGAAUAUUUACAUCCUCGUUCUUCUAUUGGUUACAGUAUUCUCCUGAUCCCAGAUGCGAAGCUGAUUGAGAUUGUACUCCUAAUAGGACAUGUCCACAGCUCAGUGCCUCUGCUCCUAGCCUGUCAACCUCCUCUCAAGCUGUUCCCACCUUAAAGUACAACAAGUCCUUACGGAGGCAAUCAAAAUCAGUGGAGAUGUCGGAGAAUGGAAGUGGUGGAAAGCUGGUGGUAAAGGCACGCUUCAAUUUCAAACAGAACAAUGAGGACGAGCUGUCUUUCAGCAAGGGUGAGCUCAUCCACGUCACACGCCAGGAGGAAGGUGGAUGGUGGGAGGGAACCCUUAAUUGCAAGACCGGCUGGUUCCCUAGCAACUAUGUACGAGAGGUCAAGCCAUGUGAAAAACCAAUAUCUCCAAAAGCGAUAAAAGGAUUUGUUGUCCCUCAGCUAACAAAAAAUUAUUACAGUGUGGUGGUACAAGACAUCUUGGAACACGAGAGAGAGUUUGUCAAAGAAAUGCAAACGGUACUAGGCUGCUACCUGUGCCCUCUACAGAGUAGUGACAAGCUCUCCAAUGCAGACUUCUCCAGCCUGAAUGGCAAUUUAGAAGACAUACUCUCUUUCCAACAGGGACUGUGUCUUGCAUUAGAGGAGUGCUCCAAGAUUCCAGAGGGCCAGCAACGCAUUGGGGGCUGUUACUUGAACCUUAUGUGUCAGAUCAGAACUCUUUACUUGUCUUAUUGCUCCAGCCAUCCCUCUGCAGUGGGUGUGCUCACUGAUCACAGUGAAGAGUUGGACAAAUUCAUGGAGAGUCAAGGCGCCAGUGCUCCUGGGAUUUUAACUCUUACCACCAGCCUUAGUAAACCCUUCAUGAGGCUCGACAAGUACCCCACUCUCCUGCAGGAGCUCGAGAGACAUGUGGAGGAAGCCCAUCCAGAUUACAGCGACAUUCUGAAAGCAACAGUUGCUUUUAAAAAUCUUGUGACUCAGUGUCAAGAUCUGCGAAAAAGAAAGAACCUGGAGUUGCAGAUCUUGUCUGAGCCAGUGCGGGGCUGGGAGGGUGAGAACAUGAAAUCAUUGGGUCAGGUUGUCUACAUGUCACAGGUCCACAUGCAGAGCAGCUCAAAUGAGGAUAAAGAAGAGCGAUAUUUCAUGCUGUUUCCUAAUGUGGUAGUCAUGUUGUCGGCUAGUCCUAGAAUGAGUGGCUUUAUUUAUCAGGGACGGAUUCUGCUAACAGGAACCACAGUAACCAAACAGCCAGAGGAUGCAGAAACAGGCCAUUAUGCCUUUGAGAUAACAGGAGGAAUGAUAGAUCACAUCAUGGUGUUCUGCAAUAGUUCACAGGAGCAGCAGGAGUGGUUAGACCAUCUUCAUGCUUACGCCAAGGAAGGAAGUCCAGUUGGGACAAUAUUGAAGAAUGUUGAGGGUAAACACACAACCAUGACCCACCACUUGCCGGGUUUCAGUGCUCCUGUGGCUAACCGAGGCCCCCUCGAAUCCACCAAGAUCACCAAACCUUGGUCCUUAAGUUGCCUAAGGCCUGCGCCGCCCCUCAAGCCCUCUGCGGCUAUGGGCUAUAAAGAGAGGAUGUCUUAUAUCCUGAAGGACUCUAGUAAAAGCCCCAGACCCAUCAAGAAGUUCCUCCCGAAGAGAAAAACAGAAAGAAAACCAUCAGAUGAUGAAUUCAUAAGAAAAAGUACAGCAGCUCUAGAGGAGGAUGCCCAGAUACUCAAAGUGAUUGAGGCCUACUGCACUGGAGCCACUCUCCACCAGUCUACCACAGCUGUUCGUAAGGAAUGUGUUCCCCAAGUCCUGCUGCCAGAAGAAAAGAUUAUUAUUGAGGAGAUGAAGAGCAACGGCCAGACUGUCAUUGAAGAGAAAAGUCUUGUAGAUGCAGUAUAUGCACUGAAAGAUGAGGUCCACGAAUUAAAAAAGGAGAAUAAAUUGAUGAAGCAGUGUCUGGAAGAGGAGCAGAAGUCUCGUAAGGAGCUGGAACGUGUGGUCAAGAGGUUGGCCAAACAAAAGAAUGACUGUUCCUGUGAAGAAGGAGGCCAUUGAAGAACACUCUGGACAUUCUGUGAUUGCCCUUUGCCAUGCGUGUUUUUAUCGUGUAUGUAUUUUUGUGUUUAUGUGUGUGUCCUCACAAACGUGUUUUUUUCCACUGCACUGCAAUACACUGAAUGUUGCUAUUGGAAAGUCACCAUGUCUGGAAUUUUCAAAAAUGUCUCACUAUUUUUCAUAAUGUUUCUUUUUUUCUAACUGAGGCAAUGAUCAUUUUCAACUUUCUGGUUACUGGUUGUGUGCUGCAGAAUUUAAUUUCUUACUAUGUGGAAGAAUAUCAUGGUGUGUUUUGCUCCAUGCUCCUGUGAUUUGUUCAAAACGGCUGCAGGAAGUAUUACAGAUAGAUGUUAGUGGUUUAGAACUCCUCGGGUAACUGAUGUAGUCCUGGACCGUUAUUUUUUUUCCUGGCUGGCCAUUGGUCCCAAUCAAGCACUCAAAAUAAUCCAGUCAAGUAAAAAUUACUGAAAGGAUGAUGGAAUCUCUUUUUAUCUGAACAAAUAUCUGCCUCACUUUUCUCAUUCAUGGACUUGAUUUGCCUUGGACAUUUGCGCAACAGCAUUCAGACUCAAGACACUAUUGCACACAUGAAAAAUAUCCAGGUGAUAGUUUUGGAGGUCAUAGCUAAUGGUUUUUUAUGAAGGUAUAUUGCAGGACUCCUCUGGCCAGAAGUAUUUUCCUAUUUGUGCUUUUAUAAUGUGAAAAUGGUUGCUUGAGGAAGCUUUUAGGUCAGGAAUGCAAAAGAUGGAUUGUGGAAUUUGUGGUUUGCAUGUGAUAGACAUGAGGUGCCAUAUUUGCCAUCUUGAAAUUAGAUACAUUUUUUUUAUCUUUUUAGUUUGAAGCUUUAAAAAUUUUUUUUAAUAAUACACCAGUGGAAUGUAGGUUUAAAUAGUCCAUUUUAAAUGAGUGAUAUUCCAGACAGUCUCUCACAUCAGCAUUGGGUUUACAUAUCUAAAAUAGCCAUCGUAUGUCAUAAUCAUGCUUCUGAUAAUCAUUGUCAUAACAGUCUAAAACUAUCAGGGAUGUAGUUGUCUGAAAUAUUUUUGCAAGUUCUGAAUACUAUACUAGUAAAAUCCAUCAUAAAAAUGUAUGUAUAUCGUAUAUACUUUUAUACCUUUUAAAUGUAUGUAUCAUAGAUAUAAUGGCAAUUGAACCAUAACAUUUUCUGAUGACAAAAAUUAUCAACCUCCUUUUUAUGAGGUUUGAGACAAUUACAUGUGACUUUUACCAAAAAACAUCCAGUAUGUUUGAUUCCUGUAGAUUUGGUACUAAUUUUAGGACUAGUGUACAUAGAAACACAAGGUACUUUAGGAACUGAUAUUUGUCCUCCAUUACAAUACUAAGGAGGCUUGAACGUAUAAAUUAAAAAUAGAGUUUUAACCUUUUCGCAGCAAAUAGCUUCCUGUCAAUUGCAACAGGAUGUACCACGCAACGUGUUUUCUACUAACUCAUUCUUUCUUCAGUAUAGUGAUGCAUCGGAUCCUUUUUUUUGUUUAGUUUUGUUUGUUUGUUUUUUGUGAAUACUUGCCAGAUUUACUCUUAACAGGUCACAUUGAAUGGAUGAGUAAUUAUGGCUGAUUACACAAAUUAUACUGUGUCUGUAUCUGAUCAUUACCAGUGUAACAUGUUCAUGACUAGUGCUACAUAUCAAUCGCUGUGAUUCUAAGGAACAACCUCAAUUUUAUGCAGAGGAGAAAUGCAUCUAGAGAGCCAUAUAGAGAAAAACUUUGUGGAGUUUAUAAAGCUAUCAGUGGUCAGCUUUGAAGCAUUGUUAGUUUUGAAGCAUUGGCUAUUCAAUGAAAUGUAAGACUGGUUUGUUGUUACAAUUGCUGUGCAUUCGUCUAAGAGCCAGUUCCGCUCUUGAAAAGAGUAUACUUUACAAUAAAUACUUCAGUUUAGGCAGUAAGAUGUGAUCUGAGAUGCACAGUACAAUGCUGUUAUGGUGAUACUGUGUAAAUCUAUUUUAUGUUUGUGCGUGUGUUUAAUGCCUUUUUAAUAAACCUUGCAUGCCAUGUGUUCCACAUAACCUUAAAUAUUAUUUUCAAGUGUUAACUCCAUUAGAUUGUAUUGUUAUUAUGGAGACAGUCUAAAAGUGGUUUGAGUAUAAAAAUUUGCUAUUUCCGAUAAUUUGUCUAUUAAUUUGUGUAUUAUAUGGAAUGCAAUAGAUUGAAGUUGAUCGGUAGCUUUUCUUUUGCAUUUGUGCACAAUGACAAUACCAUGUGGAAACACACAAUUCGGAAGAUGUGGCUACUAGUCUACACAAAAGGAGCUUCAAUUUCACUUUGUCCUUCUAAUGUCAUGAAUGUGUCAGGAAUAGAAAUACCUGAUAUCUGUAGCACUUUCAGGAGAAUAUCCGCAUUUGUGCCCGUGUCUGCAGACCACACAUUUUUUUUGUGCAGAGCUGAUCUAUGCAAUAUGAAUGCUUAAAUAUUUGAUUGUUUUCAAUUGUUUAUGUUCUUAUUUUGCCCUCAUUUCAAUACGAAUUAUUUUAAUAAAAGUAACAU
Xyrauchen texanus (razorback sucker) is the source of this 4785-nucleotide messenger RNA. Its product is annotated as rho guanine nucleotide exchange factor 6-like. Lineage: Eukaryota; Metazoa; Chordata; Actinopteri; Cypriniformes; Catostomidae. Gene Ontology annotation, molecular function: protein binding; guanyl-nucleotide exchange factor activity. The record is from RefSeq and is a predicted model, not a curated record. The transcript has 20 exons. The coding region runs from base 422 to 2281 and encodes 619 amino acids.